AUGAUCCCGUAUAAUUUAAGUCAUGACAUGUGCCGUUCGACAUCAUAUUUUAUCAUUUCCGUUCGCAACAGCUUCUUAAUCGAGUCAAGGCUUACUACCUUUCUGAUUUCAGUCGCUAGAGCUUCCCUCAUUAUACUGCAAUUAUCUCUUAGCUUAGAAGUUAUGAGUUGGGUCACAUCAUGGUUAACCAUAAACGAUCCUUCUUUUACUAGCACGUACUUAUACAUGGGUCAUGAAGUUAAGGGAGUUAUGGAAGUAGGAAUGUAA
Molecule: messenger RNA, 267 nt
Organism: Blumeria graminis f. sp. triticale
Lineage: Eukaryota; Fungi; Ascomycota; Leotiomycetes; Helotiales; Erysiphaceae
Source: the annotation of a GenBank genome assembly